UCAUAUAAAAGGUGACAUCAAAUGUAAUAAUCAUUAUAACGAGUCUAACGAUACAAAAACGUUCAUUCAUUGCAUUCAAACUUUGAAUUUCAAAGUCUAUACAUUAGAAAAGUUGGCGAUUUAUUUAUUAAUUUGAGACAAUUGUCCACUCAUUUGCCACUUUUAUACCCCAUUACCGACACUAACACCACGUUAUAAUGCAAUCGACGGGAACUGCAGGCGAAGGUAUGCCUACUUUCAAGUGUGUAUUGGUUGGCGACGGCGGCACCGGUAAGACUACGUUCGUGAAGAGGCAUCUGACCGGAGAGUUCGAGAAGAAAUAUAUCGCCACACUCGGAGUAGAAGUACAUCCACUCGUGUUUUACACAAAUCGCGGUCCGAUUCGGUUCAACGUGUGGGACACCGCCGGUCAGGAGAAGUUCGGCGGCUUAAGGGAU
Messenger RNA from Medioppia subpectinata, 437 nucleotides. Lineage: Eukaryota; Metazoa; Arthropoda; Arachnida; Sarcoptiformes; Oppiidae. The record is from the annotation of a GenBank genome assembly.